ACAGACACACGCCCGCCCACACGCGCGCACAGGGGCCGAGCCGGCGGGCGGCAGGCGGAGGCACCCUCGGAGCCCGGCGCCCGGCGGGGAGGGGACGCGCGACGCGGGACCGGCCCCGGGGCGCAGCAUGGAGGAGGAGAUGCAGCCGGCGGAGGAGGGGCCCAGCGUCCCCAAAAUCUACAAGCAGCGCGGCCCCUACAGCGUGCUCAAGACGUUCCCCAGCAAGAGACCGGCGCUGGCCAAGCGCUACGAGCGACCCACCCUGGUGGAGCUGCCGCACGUGCGGCCGCCCCCGCCGCCCUUCGCGCCGCUCGCCGCGGGCUCCAUCAGCAGCAGCGAGCCGCCGCCGCCGCCGCCGCCGCCGUUCCCGGCGCAGAGCCCCUACCCGCCCGGGCCCGGCCGGGCCGCCGCCGCCGCCUCGUCGUCGUCGCCGUCCUGCACGCCCGCCGCAACCCAGGGCCACCUGAGGACUCCGGCGCCGCCGCCCCCGUCCCCCGCCGCCUCCUCGUCGUCCUCCUUCGCCGCCGUCGUCAGGUACGGCCCCGGCCCGGCGGCGGCCGCGGGCAGCAGCCACGCGGGUAGCGACGGCGCCAGCCUGGAGCUCAGCGCAGAGAGCCGGAUGAUCUUGGAUGCCUUUGCCCAGCAGUGCAGUCGAGUUCUUAGCCUAUUAAAUUGUGGAGGGAAACUUCUGGACUCCAACCAUUCUCAAUCCAUGAUUUCUUGUGUAAAGCAAGAAGGCUCAAAUUAUAACGAAAGACAGGAGCAGUGUCACGUUGGGAAAGGGGUCCACAGUCAGACCUCAGACAAUGUAGACAUCGAGAUGCAAUAUAUGCAAAGGAAACAGCAGACUUCUGCCUUCUUGAGAGUUUUCACUGACUCCCUGCAGAAUUACCUGCUCUCGGGGAGCUUUCCGACUCCUAACACCUCAUCGGUCAGCGAGUAUGGCCACUUGGCUGACGUGGAUCCCCUGUCGACCUCCCCGGUGCACACACUAGGUGGCUGGACCUCCCCAGCAACAUCCGAAUCCCACGGUCACCCAUCGUCCUCCACGCUGCCAGAGGAGGAAGAGGAGGAGGAAGAGGAAGGCUACUGUCCUCGAUGCCAAGAGCUGGAGCAGGAGGUUAUUUCACUACAACAAGAAAAUGAAGAGCUCAGAAGGAAACUUGAGAGCAUCCCAGUGCCCUGCCAGACUGUGCUAGAUUACCUGAAGACCGUCCUGCAGCACCACAACCAACUGCUGAUGCCGCAGCCUGCCGACCAGCCCACCGAGGGAAGCAAGCAGCUGUUGAACAACUAUCCCGUCUACAUAACGAGCAAACAGUGGGACGAGGCUGUGAAUUCCUCCAAGAAAGAUGGGAGACGACUCCUGCGCUACCUCAUCAGAUUUGUUUUCACAACCGAUGAGCUUAAGUACUCAUGCGGCCUUGGGAAAAGGAAAAGGUCAGUGCAGUCAGGAGAGACAGGUCCUGAGAGACGCCCUCUGGAUCCAGUUAAAGUCACUUGCCUCCGAGAAUUCAUUAGGAUGCAUUGCACCUCCAACCCCGACUGGUGGAUGCCCUCAGAGGAACAGAUAAACAAAGUAUUCAGCGACGCUGUGGGUCAUGCCCGGCAGGGGAGGGCCGUGGGGACUUUCCUGCACAACGGUGGCUCAUUCUAUGAAGGGAUGGAUCACCAGGCUUCGCAGGAUGAAGUCUUCAAUAAGAGCUCCCAGGAUGGACCUGGGGAUUGAUGCGUGGACCAGACCUCCCCACAGGAGCCGCCCAUCUUCUCCUGUCUUCUCGAGAGAUCCACUUGUGAAUGUCCUGUUUCUGUCACCUGAGAUUCCAAAGCAUGUCAUUCUGUCGCUCUGUACACAUUUUCACCCUGAAAACGUUCUUGACCUACUGCCAUGGUUUCCAAGGAGAAAUCCAUUUUAGGGUUAUUUGGAAAGGCCAUGCCGUCCAUAGCAGACUUUUGGAAUGUUAGAAGACUACAAUUGACUUUGAAUGAUUGCUAGCUAGACAGUAAAGGUGCAAAAAUAGGGGAGUGCCUAGCCACGUGCUCCAGAUCUUCAAGCUCUGCUUUCCAGAGCAGAGCUGGCCCGCAGAGAGGAAGGCUGGGUGAGUGCCUCUGCCACUGCAAGGUGGGUGGAGACGUAGGUUGAUUUUAAAGGCCAAGGAACAGGUGUUCUGUUAGUUUAGUUCACAUAAGCUGUCUUUAUGUUUCCCAAAGUCUUGAAUUCAUAGUUCUCAGCAAAGACAUUCUAAGCUGCCUCUACAUUGACGUCUACUGUUAAAAAGAAGUCAGGAAACAGAGGCCACUGCUGUAGCCAGUGAUUAGUUGGAAGUCAGCUGUUUUUCUGCUACUUUACAAAAAGAAGAAAUUCCAAGAAGGCGCACUGUGUGAUCUGUGGAGUUUGUACACAGUAGUUUUUCAUUCUGUCAGUCAAGAAACAUCUAGAGGUCCAGAACCAUUUUGAAUGUUCGAUCUCAUAGUUUCCUGGGGCCAACAGUUUCCUUAGUCUAAAGUCAGUCUCUGUGGACACAGAACCAGAAUGCUGGGUUGAACAAUGAGAAUUUCCACCAAUUUGUUGUUUGGUGCACCGAAGACCAAACAAGUUGUGUGACCACUGGCAUUGGGCUGCAUCAGCCAGAUGUUCUGGCGUUGUGUACACACAGCCCCAGGCCAGUCUGGCAACUAUGCAAUGGGCAUGUCGUUGAUUUCUCUGAUAUUUCAGGGGCUGUCUGUGCUGAAUUGAUCUUCACAAUUUGUGUUAAAUUUCUGUGCUCCAUGGUCAUGGAUGAAACCAUUUCAUCCCAAAUGUGCUACUCCUCUCCCCCAGUUACAAGCUGUGGUUAAGUUCCCAUCGUGUCAUAUUCUCUGCACCCCCUCCUCCCACCACUGUCCGCUGUUCAGUUUGUUGAUCUCCGAAUGGCGGAAUGAGUGAUGUCCUGGGACCUUUCCUCAAUCAGCAAAUGCUGUCGAGGUGCUGGAGCCCUGACUUCUGAGGGCAUCACGUGGCAUGUCAGAAGCGCUUCCUUUACUGAACUGGUCCAGGCUGCUGCAUUUUUUGGGAAAGCAGAGGACUACAUGGGCAGUGUUUGUUUAAGGCUGUUAAUGGCAUCUGCAAACAUAGCUGAGGGUUUUGAGUGUCCAUUUAUAAAGGUUUCUGUCUUGCCAUGUUUUGGUCCAAGUAAGACCCUAAAUUGUCCUUAAAUUUACCACAUAGUACUAUAGGCUGAGUCUUAGAAAUGGGUCUUUUUGUUGAUUUCAACCCUUGAAGAAUUUAAUGUUUCCAGGAGUGCACGUGUGUCAGAUUUAUUCAGUAACUGUAGGGAGAAGUAACAUAGCAAUCCUGUUUUGGAAAAGUUAGUAAGAAUUUGGAAAAGCAGUGCUGGGGACAAAUGGGAUGUUGCUUAAGACAGCCGUGGCUGUGCAAGGAAGGAAGAUGCCUCUGGAAGCGUUGUUAGAGCUCUAGGAAGUCAGUGCCAGGUCCGAUUCUUUGACAGCAUGAAAGCUUGCCUGAGGGGAGCCCCUCCGUGGCCUGUGGGUCUUGCAGUUCUGUCUUCCUGUUUCGCACUGGGCUACGGUGAUCCUUACUGCUGAUGAGCACAUUGGCCUUUAUCUACAGCAGCAGCGUACGGCCACUGCUUGUAAGAAGAGCAGACCCCCAGCUCCUAGCGUUUUCUUGGGUUCUGCUCAUUUCUUCUUCACUCUGGAGCCCUGUGGUGCUGGUCGCUGGUCUGCACUCCUCCUUGGGUGGAGGGGGGGUGGUGACGGCAACCUGUGGAUUGGCUGUAAUUCUCACCACCGUCCUCUCAUCCCAUCCACCUGAUUUCUCUAUCAACUGUUUCCAGUGCAGAUUCUAGAACUUUGGAGCUGCGCAUUGGCUGUCUGUUGUGCAUGAGGAAACCGAGGCCUACAGAGAUGAAGUGCUCAGUACCACCCAGCCAGUCCUAAUGCCUCUGGGAGUGCUGGGUCCUAGGCUCCCCUGUCCCGGGGCAGCAGUACUGUUGAGUUAACCCUGUUUGUGUAAUUGCCGCAUUCCAUUAGCCUGGCCCACUGCCUGACCCAGAUGCCGCUUAGGCUGUGACAUAGCAUGAGCUCUCAUACUUCACUAGCCCUCAUCCUAGGACUGACCCAUCCUGCCACGGAGGUCACCUGCAAGGCUGUUACGUCACCUGUGUUCACGUGAGUCUUAUGUCAGGCCUGCAGAAGAGGUUCAUUUCUUUUCUGCUCAGCCCUGUGCAGUCCUAUGAACAGCGAGGUUAAAGGGUCAUCACUCAGGAAGACUGGAUGUCAUCACUGCUCCCUCGGCCUUUCAGUUGAUCACUUUGGAGACCUGAAGAUGUUGCUUGUUGAUUUGAUUUUCCGCGUCUCUGAAAUUUGGACCAAUUGCUGUUAGACAAGCGGUGUAGACUCAUGUCAGCUUUUAGUCAUUUUAGUGUUGGUGUAACACAGGUUAUAUUAAAACAGCUCAGGAGGCACCAGUGCUCCACUGAUGGCUCUCCAGACCCACGAAGACUAGACGUGGACUUGCUGUCGACGACUAGGUGAGUCCAUAGCCCACGUCCACUACUGGUGACAGCAGCUCAGUGUGUCCUCUGUUUUCCAAAUUAAAGUCCUAUACAAAGAUCAUGCUGCUUUUCACAGUGAACUGAUGCCCCCAGUACAGUUCCAGACAGGCUAAGGGUAGAGGACCCUGGCGUGCUGUGUGGCAGAGGACGCUGGCCAGGGUCCUGCAGAGGGGAGCAGUGCUCUGCGGGCAGCUGCUGAAGUGAGAGUUCUCAUGGUGUCUCUUGGUGGUGCAGUGUCCAGAGCCUCCUGCUUCAACUGCAGUGUUCAGUGUUCUCAAGAAAAACUGGAGACAUUUAGAUUGUAACUCCUCUUUUUUUUCCUGAAUGUUUCCCGCAGCCCUUGAACUCCAGAGUCAUCCCCAGGAUUCCUCACUGCGCCUCAGCAUUUAGGUUGCUGUCGCUCUUGGUGUCGCUCAUGAGGAAUGUAGCGGAGAGUAUUAGGGUGUUGGCAGAAAACUGUGUCAUCCCCUCUGGUAGGGGAAUUGAGGUACGUGAUGUGUACAAGGGUACUUCACGAGAUUCUUGACAAAACAGAAUUGAAAGCUGACUUUAUUUUGGUGCAAACACAAUGUCGAAAUUCUUGCAUAGUUUUUUUCAGAAUAGGCAUUUUCCACAAACUUUUAAAGGACUCGUAGAGCUGAUUUAUAACUGUAGAGUGAGUGGGUGAUUUUUUGUUCUGUGUCAUUGCUUAUUCCUUCACCCGUGAUAAAAACACAUUGAUACAAGAGAUUCCUUCCCUCAGAUUAUAAGGAGAUAUAAGUUGCUAUAGUCUAUUACUUGACCCAACUACAUGUGGCAUCAAGAGACGGUAACUUAUAUUGAUAGAAUGGCUUUUUAAAGUUCAGUAACUGUUGUACUAUCUAAUGUCUACCCAAAAUUCAGAAAAUAAUUCAAACUUGGGAAUCUACAGGUUCAUGAUUUCCCAUUUUCCUGUCCCUUCUAAUGACUUCUGUUGCUCAGAAAACAUAACACAUCAUGUAAAGAUAAAACACCUCUGUGUAGACAAGCAAUACCUUGCCUUCAGUUGGAUUCUGUCAUUCAGUAUGGGCUGUAGAACCUGAGUAGCCAUUGACUACCUCCUUAGUUUCUUCUUAGAUUUGUAAGAUUCCUUGGUAACUUCAUUUGUAGAAAAAAUUGAGUAUCACUGUGCUCAUUCAGUGCUAUGUCAUUUCACAGUACAGAUCUGUUUUAAUUUUUGACAGCUCUUAUAUACAGAUUUUUAGAAAUGUAAUAGAAAAUGAUUUUGCACAUAUGGUGCAAGUCUUGCUGUGUAUGUUUAAUGUGGCAACACUUGCCAAAACUGCUUGGCAAACAUGUCAAAUAAGAUGCUUGAGUCAGAACUCUAAUGUAAAUGUGUCUAAACAGCAGUAUGUAUCAUUACGAUGUAUUUUUGUAAACAUAGUGAUGGCUGCUUUCAGUCAUGUAAGUACUGGAUAAAAAUAACCACUUCACUGGGAAUGAUGUAGGGAAAUGUCACCCAGCUGAUGGCCCUCUAUGAAGUUAUUUGUAUUGUCAGCUGAUGGCAUUGGUUCUUUUAUUCACAUUGUUUCUUAGAGGAGACUGAAGAAGUGACAUCAGACAACAUGAAGUGCAAAAAUAAUAACCCAUCAGGAUUUGCCUUCCAAAUGUCACAUUCAAAACUUUAACUGAAAUAAAUACCUUAGAGGCCAUUUUACCCUCCGAAGUAUAUUCAGUUGUAAGAAACAGUGAGAGGACUUGACUUCUCUCAUCUGAUGUCCAGCUUGGGCAGUUUGUCUGUUGAAAGUAUUAAAUCUUUGCAAUAACAGUGAACAGGUUAAUUUUCCUUAUAACCGGCCUUACUGGACUAACAAUAUAUAGGCUGUGGUUUCAUUGAGUCAGAAUUCCUCAAAUUGCAAUAAAAAUAUAUCUGUUUGCAAGACUCACUCCAGUGCAAGUGGCCAGAUGUGUUGUGGCAUAUUAGAAAACUAUUUGGGCCCAUUCAAAGCAGAUUACAGAGGAAAAUUGAUAUUUUUCUUAUUAAAAAGGUCUUUGGAAGUAAAGAGGUACUUGAGCAUACAAACCAUACACCCUCAGAAAUGUCCAGCUUCCUGCAUAAGAUGUACAGAAGGCUGUAGGAGUGGGUAAAUUAAAGUCACUAGCUUGUUGACAUUUUUUUCAUAGGUUGCCAGUAGCAGAAACAGAGAUAUAAAAGCAAAGGUUUGAGCUCAGUGAAGUGGUGGUCUUUGGGAAGUCCUUCAUGUUACAAGGGGCCCUGGGUAUCCCUGGGCAGUAGCCAGUGCUCCAUUCACAUUUCCAUUCGUCAUCUUUGUAGCCUUGCAGUUGAUGAGUCUGGUUUGGAAGAGAGGGUUUUAUGUUGUCACUGUGAGUCCCGUGGUGAACGUUUUGUAGGAAAUGCAGUGAUCUGUGGAUCUCCCUGUAGUUUUGGCUUCAGCAUCCCUUUUGGCUGUGUUUCAGUUUUCAAUGGCAUGCCAAGGCCACGCGGGCCCUGAUUUGUGUUUCUUGGGAACAGGGCAUGCCAGAGGUGGGUGAUAAAACUUGGAAGGUCACUGGUCCAGUCCAGCCUUGUCCACUUUGAGCAUUGCCUUUAUGUCUCUCUUCUCUGGAACUUCAUGUAGCAGCCUAACACUGGGGCCAACUUGCCUUUACUCUAUUUUCUAUGAUGAAUACUUGUGGAGAAACUGUGACAGAUCCAUCGAUCCUAAUAUUUUUAUUGUUGAAGUCUUGUUGAUUAUUAAUAAUUUCUAUUUGAUUGUACUGUGUAGAGUUAUACACACUAGGGAUAUGUUAAUAAAGCUACAAAUGCAUAGUGUAAUAUAGAAUAGCAAGAUUUUUUUGUGAACAAUUUAUAUAGAAGAGUAAGUUGUUUUUUAAGUGUUAGGCACAUUUCUUUUAGGAACCUAAAAUGUUAUAAGAGUUUUUUAAACAUUUAAUAUUUUUAAUUAUAAGAGACAUUUGUUACUAGAGCCAAUUAUUUCAGGUGUUCUAAUUGGAGUAUUGAUUUUAUUACCUCAUAUACCUCUAUAAUGCCACAUGUUCUGUUGGGAAUAAAAUUGCACAAUAAAUGUCAAGUUUCUGUUAA
This is a messenger RNA of Oryctolagus cuniculus (rabbit), 7617 nucleotides long. It is a transcript of the gene BEND4, whose product is annotated as BEN domain containing 4. The record is from RefSeq and is a predicted model, not a curated record. Gene Ontology annotation, molecular function: DNA binding. NCBI's taxonomy places the organism in Eukaryota, Metazoa, Chordata, Mammalia, Lagomorpha, Leporidae.